AUGGACUCAAAUGCAGCAUAUCAAGCUGAUUACUAUUGGGGUAAAGUAACCUCAAAUAUAGAUUGGUGCGAAUUAAAUUACAUAAAAUCAAGAUAUAUAGCAGAAUUUUGGAAUUCAAUUUCAUCAUUUGUAAUAUCCUUAUAUGCAAUCUAUGGUAUUUAUUUAAAUUAUUCAAAGAGAUCAACCUCACCCUAUCAUAUUCAAGUUAUAAAUCAAUUGGGUUUUGUAAAACGUUUAAAUAUUGCAUUCUUUUUCUUAUUUUUAGUUGGUAUUGGCUCAGUAGCUUUUCAUGCAACUCUUUUAUACGAAAAUCAAUUAUUCGAUGAAUUACCAAUGAUAUACACUGCAUUAAUCAUGCUAUAUAUUAUGGUUACUGUCGGUGAAGAAAAAACAAAAAAUGGUUACAAAGGUGGAUGUUUAGGAAACUCUAUUGUACGUCAUGUACUACCAUAUUUUUUAGUUGCCUAUGGUACAUUGGUCACCGUUUGUCUAUUCGUUAUAACAACCCAACCAAAAAUUCUUCAAAUUAGUUACGGUAUUUUAGUAUUUUAUGUUGUCUUCCAUUCAAUUUAUUUACUCAAUAAAAAGAAACCAGAAGGACUACCAAAAUCUCACGAUGGAUAUUUAUAUAAGUACUCUUUUGUUUCAAUGUUAACCGCUUAUGUUUGUUGGUUGGUUGAACGUUUCUUUUGUAAUAAUGGAACUACUUUUGGAUUAGAACUUCACAGUUGUUGGCAUAUUCUCUCGGGUCUCGGUGUAUUUGUUUGGACCCAAUUUCUCAUCUGUAAAUUAUUAGAGGCCAAACACUACUCUGUUGGAAUUAAACACUUUAUUGGUAUACCCCAUGUAUAUGCAAUCAAAAGAUUUUAA
Messenger RNA from Dictyostelium purpureum, 870 nucleotides. RefSeq lists its product as uncharacterized. The transcript is spliced from 2 exons. Gene Ontology annotation, cellular component: endoplasmic reticulum membrane. Lineage: Eukaryota; Evosea; Eumycetozoa; Dictyosteliales; Dictyosteliaceae. Gene Ontology annotation, biological process: ceramide metabolic process. The coding region runs from base 1 to 870 and encodes 289 amino acids. The record is from RefSeq and is a predicted model, not a curated record.